UAAUGUUAUUCCGACUGCGUGAUUGCAUUUUGACGAGUUUUCUUGAUCGUCUACAAUACAGAAUGUUAUGUGGAAUGUAACGAAAGCCUCAUUUUGAUCUCAACAAAUCUAAAGUUUUCAGUUCGAACAAAUAAAUGGAAGGUCGGGCGGAACAAUUAGAUCCCGGUGCGGAAGCGAUAGCGAGUGCAAACAACAUCUUUUCACAAGGAAAGACUUUUAACGAUCCUAUUCAUGGGCAAGUGGAGUUACAUCCUGUGUGUAUCCGUAUUAUAGACACGCCUCAGUUCCAGCGAUUAAGACACAUCAAACAACUCGACACCUGUUACCUGGUGUACCCAGGUGCCAGUCAUAACAGGUUCGAGCAUUCUAUAGGAGUAUGCUACCUAGCAGGAAAAUUAUUAAAAACAAUCCGAGAUAGACAACCGGGCGAGGAAAUAUCAGACAAAGACAUUCUGUGUGUCGAGAUAGCUGGACUCUGCCACGAUUUAGGUCAAGGACCCUUUUCUCAUGUUUUUGAAAAGAGAUUCAUGCCGAAAAUGGAAAAGAAGUUUACGCACGAAAGUAUUGCUCGAAAGAUGUUUGAGUACAUGCUUAGUAGCGAAGACGGACAGUUGAAAAAUGAUAUACAAGAAAUACUUACAGGAUGCGGGCUUUCUCGUUUCGAAGAACAAGACUUCACCUUUAUCUGUGAAAUGAUUGAUGAUCCGGAAAACAUUGAAAAAGAGGUAUGGCCAUACAAAGGUAGAAAUAAAGACAAAAGUUACAUGUAUGAGAUAGUAGCAAAUAAGAGAAACGGUAUCGACGUUGACAAAUGGGACUAUCUUGCACGUGAUAGUUACAUGCUGAGAAUGAAAGUCAAUGUCGAUUACAACAGGUGUUUUACAAAUGCAAGAGUUAUCAAAUGCAACGGGAUAAAUGGCAGGCAAGAUUCCCCAAAUACCGCCUCAGAUACCGCAAAAAGAAAUUUAUCAUAA
Molecule: messenger RNA, 974 nt
Organism: Ruditapes philippinarum (Manila clam)
Lineage: Eukaryota; Metazoa; Mollusca; Bivalvia; Venerida; Veneridae
Product: deoxynucleoside triphosphate triphosphohydrolase SAMHD1-like
Exons: 9
Coding region: 135-974 (279 amino acids)
Biological process (GO): dGTP catabolic process
Cellular component (GO): nucleus
Molecular function (GO): dGTPase activity
Source: RefSeq, a predicted model, not a curated record